AUGUUCUGUGCUCUUGCCAGAGUAUUUUCCUUCUUCUUUCAGAAGAAGGAUUUGGAAGAAAAGAGCAUGGAUGAGGAUGAGAUGCUCUUGAAAGAUUAUAUCAAGUUAACAACAAUUCAUGGAUCUGUGACAAAGGUCUGUGAGAAUUAUGUCGUCAUUGAUGAGUCGAUCUACAUCAGUAGUGAUUUUGUGGCUAACAACGUAAUUCCAAAAAUUGGACAAAAAGUUACUGCCGUCAUAGAGGAAGAUAUGUCUUUGGAAAAGGAAGCAAUCGAGGUGGAUAUUCUCCCUGAUGAUAGCUCUAGUGUGGAAGUCAGCCGCAAUGAAGUUCCAACUAUAAAUGUGGUGAUCGAUGAUAGUAUCUUUUUCACCUUGGAUUCUCUAAAACUUCCUGAUGGUUAUAUACCCCAAUUAUUUGACAUUGGUAAUGUAGUUGCAGUGAAAAACAUUUGCUGUGGUUGGAGAGCAUUCUCUAUGUCUCUAUUAAAAAAGAAAUAAUUAA
This is a messenger RNA of Suncus etruscus (white-toothed pygmy shrew), 502 nucleotides long. RefSeq names its product cancer/testis antigen 55 (gene CT55). Bases 1 to 498 code for a protein of 165 amino acids. The record is from RefSeq and is a predicted model, not a curated record. The transcript is spliced from 2 exons. Lineage: Eukaryota; Metazoa; Chordata; Mammalia; Eulipotyphla; Soricidae.